GUCACAAGAAAAUACCGUGAAAUUUUCCCGUAACGCAUCACUAGUGAGAAUAGUCCACUUGACCCAGGCACUAAUACGUAACACUUAAAAUUCCCAAUACAAAAAGCCUAACCGAAAUGUGCCAGUUCUUACUUGUGACCUGGCUGGCACACAUACGCAAAACCACCCUUACACUUACACCAACAUUAAAGUGACUAACGAUAACCCUUAAGUCUCUGAAAACAAGGUUUAAAAAUAGUCAAUCUUAUGUAUAAUACACCCACACAGCAACAGAUCCCGGGGUUCACCAUCAGUGUCGGUUGAGACUCCGUCGCGCCUGGACGUGUCGAACGAAUCUUCGCGAACGAAUUCGUAGUGAAUGCAAUGUGGUGUGCUGUGUUGUGAAUUUUAAAGAUUUAGUGCUCUAUCUGUGUGGAUUUUUGGAUACUGAGCGAAUUGUGACGAUGUGCUAGUGCAGUGCUAUGUGCGCGUGAAGUUAAACAAGAUGGCCGCCGUGUUGCUCGUGUUCUUGCUGGGCUGCGUCGGCGCUUUGGCUGAAAAAGAAACAACAGCAGCGCUAGUAGGCGAGACCGCACGUAUAAAAUGCCGGAUCGACAGCGCCUCCUGCGGAGAGAUGCAUAGCGUGAAAUGGUACAAGGACGAUGUCAGGAUAUACGUGUUCUCGGCGUCUAAGGGCGCCGCCAUCAACAGGCCGGAGGGCGAUAUGAUGACCAGAAUGUCGAUCAGCCACGUCCCCAACUCCACCUUCGCUGAGCUGGUCAUCAACAGUGUCCAGGCCUCAGACGAGGGGCUGUACCGCUGCGAGAUCACGUAUCUGCAAGUGGGAGACGACUGCAACACCGUGCAGCUGUCUCACUUCAACACAUACAUAAAACCAAAAACAGUAGAGCUACUGGCCAUCGACGGUACCAACUCCACCACCAUACAAGACGGUACCACCUUGGGACCACUCGUGAUCUACAAGCAGAUCACCGUAGCCUGUCUCGUGAAGGAGGGGAAACCCCAGCCUAAAGUGACGUGGUACUUUAAUGGGAAGGAGAGGACGGAUGCUCAACGCACAACUCCGGACAACACGACCGUCCAGCAAAGCUUGGCUCUGACGAUAUCUCGAGAAGAGCUUGGUGGUGAACUGAAAUGCUCCGUCUCAUCAGAUGCUUUGGACGAACCGAUCGUGAAAAGAGUCAAGCUUGAUGUUAGAGUCCCCCCAUCGAAAGUGGAGAUCCUCGGCGUCGGAGACCACGUGACCCAGGGCACCACCCUGACCAUGACCUGCGUGGUCAAGGGGGCUAAUCCACCGGCCGUCGUUCAGUGGUACAAUGGAACUACCCUGCUCGAUUCGAGGCAGCAGGAAGUUAAGAGCGACUCGACAUACGAAACGAUGGCGAAUCUCACGUUCACGGUGACGCGGUUCGAAAACGGACGGAAAUUCACGUGCAAAAGCGAGAAUGAAGUUAACAAGAUAAUCAGUGAGGAGCCGCUCGUCAGGACUAAGGAGAUGGAAGUAUGGUAUCGUCCAAUAGUCCACGUGAAUCCACCCAAUUUCACCGUUCUGCAGGAUACCAAGAUCCUCCUCAAGUGCGAGUAUGAGAGCAACCCGUCACUCCUCAUAGACGUUGCAUGGUACAAAGAUGACGAAAAGGUCGACGUCAACUCCUCCCACUACCAGGGCGGCAACGUCAACCAACCAGCGCUCAUCAUCCACAAUGUCACUGGGAGUGACAGUGGAAACUAUACCUGUCAGCUGAAAAAUGACGUUGGAAACAGCACUAGCGACAACGCUAUUGACGUUAAUGUUUUGUACAAACCCACAGUCCGUCUAGUAAUGUCGGACCCCAGCCCCAUCAACGAGCUGGACCAUAAGAACGUGACGCUGAUAUGCGAGGCCAUCGACGGAAACCCGAGGACCCUGGAUGAGGUCACCUGGUAUCUGGAUAAUGAGGUGCUGAAGAAGCUUCCGGAAUGCAAUGGAACUGAUCCGGCCCUGUGUGAUGAAGUGGAUCCCUCAAUGCUGCUUCUCCAGGACACGACGAGAAGUUUCCAUGGCAACUACUCCUGUCAGGGCAAGAACGCCGCGGGAGAGGGAGAAAGAAGUCCGCAGACCGAGCUGGUUGUCAAUUAUCCCCCUGGACCGGCGAAGCUGGUGUAUUCCCCUUGGCGAGUAGUCAAACAGAAAUCCCUCAUUCUGACGUGCAGCAUUGAAGAGAAAGGCAGACCGGAAGCUCAGAGAUUCCGCUGGCACCGAGGUGGCCGCCUCGUCCCGGACAUUGUGUCCGCCAACUGGACCAUCGACCCCAUCAGCCUCGACCACAGGACCAACUUCUCGUGUCGCGGCUUCAACGCUGGGGGCGAGGGGCCGCCUGCAACUACCUUCAUUAAUGUACUUGCUCCUCCAAGCUUCAAGUACGCCAUGAACUACUACAGCGGAGCUUUGUACAAAUCUCAAAACAUAUCCCUCAAAUGCACCGUGGAAUGCGCCCCCCGCUGCAGCGUGCAAUGGCUCAUGAUGAAGGACAAUGAGGAGAUGCAGAUCAUUGACCCCAACAAGACGGAUAGGUACUAUAUCGUGGAAAGGGAGAUCGGGCCCGAGGUUAACAGGAACGAUUUCGAGGCUACGGAGAGUACUUUGUACUGGAACAUGUCGGCUUGGGCUGGAGGCGUUCUGGACCGCACGGACCCUCGCAUCACCAAAUACAUGUGUCGCUCUUCGAGAAACGAUGCCGGGCCUGCUGUCAAUAGUACCACACAUUUUGCUGUCGAAUAUGAACCAGAAAACAUCACAGUGACUCCGGGAAUAGUUCCAGUGAUCGAAGGAGAAAUACCCGGAAAAGUCGUCUGUUCGGCUAGAGGUUUCCCCGUCCCCUCCUACUCGUGGCGUCGAGAGAACGCCAGCAAAUCUUUAGCCAAGGACCACACCAACACCUCUCUCGUCCUCUCAUCUUCCAACACUCUUCUGCUUGGCCCGGUGCAGAGAAAAGACGCAGGGCACUAUCUUUGUGAGGCUCAUAACAGACAUGGCGCUGUUUCUACUACAGCGUACUUGGAUGUCAUGUUUGUUCCGGAGUGCGGCAUUAAGCAAGCGGAGGUGGACGGCGAACAAGUCCUGAUCUGCACAGCUCACGCUAACCCUAGCGAGGUAACCUUCUACUGGAAACUGAAGAACGACAACGACUCCCUCUCCGACGAGAAGAUUUGGCAAGUCGGCCAGCAGAGCUACCUCCGCCUACACCCCGGCGUUGAGGUCCACAGGACGUAUCUCUGUUACGCUAACAACUCUGUGGGCAGGAGUAGGGAGUGCGAGCGAGAUGUGCAAGCCAACCUGGAAAGCCUCACUUCGGCAGUUUGGUGGCGGGAUCGACAGCAACUCAUCCUGAUUGGUUGCAUUGCCCUCGCUAUCUUAGUCAUCACCGUUAUCCUCUGCAUCAUCAUCAUCUGCAUAUGCAGGCGGAUGAGAGCGAAAUCCAAAUACAAUAAUCCAGUGGAAUUAGAGGAGAGAGAAAAGUUCCUAACAGCACUAACUCCAGAUGUUCUAAGACUGACUACAAUUAAUACCUCAGGCCCACCUAUGAAUGGCGUAGAUAAUGCACCAAACGGCAACCUUGGAGCGGACAGUCCCGGCCUGUACGAGAAUCUGCCGUUCCAUGGGCUCCAACAAGCACCUAAUAAGCCGUUCAAACCGGACGACAUGUUCAUUUACGCCGACGCCGACCUGAAGGACUACGGGCCGAUCAACUACAAACAGGCCUCCAUCUACUCGCAGAUGAAGAAGGUCAAGGAGCAACAGCGCCUGCAGGAGAUAUACGACAAGCAACAGGACGAUAUGUUGUGAUUUUGUUACAUAUUUCAAUGUAAAACUUUAAAGUAAAGGAAGAUGGAAAAAUUCACCGCUUCAGGCAAAAUUCGAACUAGCGACUUUUUGGAACAUCGUUCCAAUUUCUCUUAACCAACUGUGUGCCUGGCCAAGAUGCCAAUUGUUUACGCCGUAGUCAACGAUACGCUUUCUUUCUGUCGCACUAAUAUGGAAGAGUGAUAGAGAGAGAUUACCGUUUUGUUCGCUACGGCGCAAACGAUUGGCUGGCUAGGCCCUCUGAGCUACCGAAUCUUACCAGAAGCGUGCAAUUUUUUCCAUUCCUUCCUUCUUUUUGAGACGCAAAUUUUUAUUAUAGUUUGCAGACGUAUCUGCUUGAUAAAACAUAGUUCAUUUUAAUACAGUUAUUUCAACUCGGGAAAGGGGUCUCAGAAAGAGAGAGAAUAAGUUGAAAACUCUUUCAAGACAACUUUAAGAAUUUUCAGCUUAUUAUCUUUCGUUCAUAAGUGCAACCCUUUUUUUGACUAGCCGUAUUCUUAAUUUUUUUUUUCUUUUUUACAAAUAAUAAUAAUUUAGUAACAGGUCUGUUGAUCUGGAUUUUUAUGGAUAUGAUCUGUCAGUAGUGUCAGUUUGAAAAGUGACGUUUCUGUUCACAGAUCACAUUUGUAAUAAAUCGAGAUCAAAUACAAAACCUGUAUUACAAUCAGAAUACGCCUCUGAUUUUAUAUAAGAUUCAUGUUUUUUUUAUAUAAAUAUGUUAUUUAUACAACCUGCUGUUGCUGUGUCGUAUCUGAUAAACUAGUAAUGUAAAAUGGUCGAUACUUCCUACAAUAUCGAUACCUUUAGACUUCAUUAACGUAAAAGACAUACAUAAUUAUGUCGCUUACGCUAAUCGACUCUAAAGCUAUCGAUAUUAUACGUUAAGUAUAGAACUUUCUCUACACGAUAUAACAAUCUGUAAAAUACUCUGGACUGACAAACGACCCCCAAUUGUGACGAUUAGCCUAAAAUGUACAGAUUAGCGUAAAUAUUGCGUAUGUAAAUAAAUUAUUUUCACUUCCGCAUACGACUGUGAAAUAGACUAUGAUGUAAGAUUUUCACUUGAACUAAACUCUGAAUAACUAAUUAGUUAAAGAGGCGUUUUCCCAUAUCUAUCGCAGGGGCGUAAUUAUAUGUAUUGCUAUCCUGCCUACGCCAGCGGUCAAUGCCACUAUGCGAGCGGGACCACAAUGUAAUUACUCGCGUGCGAUAGAGAUAGGAAAGAGCGGGUCAACGUACGAUAUUUUUCGUGCUUGGGGUCCAUACUUUAAUAGGCAUUUUUUUUUCGCUGGCGAUAACAACCCAUGGCGUAUUCAAGUGCCAAAACGCCUAAAUGACAUUGUCAAUUUCCUGACCGUAUAGUGCGACAUAAAACAGUAGUUAAAUGAAAUGUAACUAAAAAAAUUCCAUACUAAAUUGUUGCCAUGUUCAUUUUACGUCAAAUAUAUGACAGAUGCGUAGGAAGUGGCGCCCUCAAUAAUUAUCUACAAUUUCUUGUCGGACUAUACCAUCGUGACGUGUAUUAAAACUGAAUGUACUGACAUUUUCUUGUACAUACAUUUCUGAAUCCUAAUACUAAUAAGGCAGUAAUGUAAAAGUUAUACUGUUUUUUGUACACUUAGAUUUUUACUUUUGUUACAAUCUUUCAUAAACAGGGUAUUUGGCUGAAUAUGAAAGAAAACAGACGUAUUUAAAGGUUUGUAAAUAAAAUAGUGAAUAAACUAGCUCUGGGCCUUAGUUUAUUAUUAUUUGAUAUAUUAUAAAUUAAUUUCUGAUGUUUUAGAGCAAAUUUAUUCCUCUUGACACUAUAGCAUUGGCUUUUAUUACUUUCAUUUACUUGAUAAAACGUUUGACUGAAAUAAAAAUAAUUUAGGUCUAGGAAUAAUUUUAAGACCCAUAACUAUUUGUAAUGUUUUUCAUAUUAAUGUGCCUAAAAAUUAAAAAUUACAAGCUUUUUGAUUUUAUUUUUAUUGAUUGUAUUAAUUACAAAGCAAAAUAAAAAAUAAAAUUUAAGACUAAUUAUUAACAUUUAUUUUUUUGUAACUUAAACCGAUAUGGGCUUUUGAGAGUUCCUGUGACUAAUUUUAUUUUUAUUUUAUUCGUUAAUGCUUUUGUAGGGUAACAACACGUUAGAUUUUAUUAUCCGUCCAAACGGGUGAGUCUACAAAAUUAGUUGAAUUUAGCUAAAACCCAUUUCUAGGUAAAAUUGUAAUUAGUGUAAAAUACGCUAAGCUGUAUGAAAUUAAAAGUAAAACCAUAGAAUCGAACUAAGCUAACUCUGCAUCGCAUUUGCAAUGACAAAAUGUGGCAAUGUCAUCAUUAGUGACAAAUUUCUAUGAAAAUAUGACGUUGUUAAUGACACUCACUUUGUCCUGUUCAAGUGGAUGCAAUAUUAACUUAGACAGAUUUUAGUCAAAUGAUCAAAGAUAGAUUGUAAAUUAGUAUUUGGGAAUUACGAACACUUCUAAGAUCUGAAGUGGAUUACAUUAAAUGUAUCAAAAAGUAAUCGUGAAUAAUAAUGAAGUAAUUGAACUGUUUAUUAUUUAAAGUAAUUAUUUAUAUCGAUUGUAGAACUGUCAAUGGAUUAUAUAUUUAAAUUAUACAUAUUGUGUGGAUACUCGAUGUGUAGUGUUCAUACAUUUGCAGGGGCCCGUAGUACAACGGCAUUUAUUUUAUACUUUUAAUUCAUAUAUUUUGUACCGAUUUUUAUUUAUUAAUGCAACGAAAUACGAAUUUUAAUGUACUUAAUUUAUAUUUUAACAUCGUUUUAAGGUAUCCCGCUGUUACUUGUGAUAAUAGUACAUGUAACGAACGGUUAAUAACUAGAAAUGUACCAUUAACCAUUAACAAAAAUUGGUUAUUUUAAAUAAUCUUUGGUACUUACUCAUAAGUUUUUUAACACAUUUAAAAUACCUAUGUUUUCUGGCGUUUAGAUUUAUCAUUAUAAGAACAAAUUGUUAACGCCAUUGCAAAAUAUAUUAAUUAUUUUCAUCGUUAAUAAUUAACGAAUAAUGAAUUAUUCAUGUUUGUGAGACUAAACCCGUAAAUUUAUUGUCAUACUAAUGUAAAAACUUUAAACUAUGCCAAAAAACUUUAAUUUUUGCUUGCUCAUUUGGUGCUUAACAUUGAUGAACAAUUUGAUUGUUAAACAAUAUUACUCAAUACUUAGCAGGUUAUAUUUAUUUACUCCUAAAUGAUGAGACUAAAUUGAGUAAAGUAAAAUUAUUUCGCCAAUGACUUUAUUUAUGCACAAAAAAGAAAUGUGAAUACAGUGUGGCAAGAUAAGCCGGGCCCUGGAAGGAAACUACCUUAAAUCCUUAAGCUGGCUCAUUUUACUUAAAGGAGACAUUCCUACAUUUUUAAAAAGAAACAAAACUGCAUUCAAAGAUUUUUCUUUUUUUCUUCAAUUUCGUUUGUCUAAAAAUAUUCUUGAGUACUAAAUAUUCGAUUUUAUGGAUAUUUUGUACGACAGACGAGUGUAAGACCUAAUGUUUCUUGGAGAAAUGUUAUCAUUAACAUCAACUGUAUCGACUAGUAGAAAAAAAUAGCGAGUGUUUAUUUUUUGGAAGUUUUACUCGGUUCGAUUCCCGGUCGAAACAAGCGAAUUUUUAAAAAUCUUUAAAUGCAGUUGUGUUUCUCUUUAAAAAUAAAGGAAUGUCUCCUUUAAGUAAAAUGAGCCAGCUUAAGGAUUUAAGGUAGUUUCCCUCCAGGGCCCGACUUAUCUUUCCACACUGUAUAUGUCACAAGUUUGUCCGUAAAGCCUAAAGAAUUUCUUCAACAUUUUGUAAUAAACCAAUGUCUUAAAAUGAAUAAUGUCACUUUAGUAAAUACAGGAUACUUAUAAAUAAUAUGUAACACUUCAUUCCGCGGUUAUAUAUUGAGACUUAAAUACAUAGGAUCGUUAAUGUAACUAGAGAUUUUGUACAUAAAGUGACUUGUUAUAAUAUUGUCAAAUAGUGUUAAUAAAUUAAUUUAUGGAUUUUUA
Messenger RNA from Cydia splendana, 7829 nucleotides. RefSeq names its product hemicentin-1. The record is from RefSeq and is a predicted model, not a curated record. The transcript is spliced from 27 exons. The coding region runs from base 485 to 3826 and encodes 1113 amino acids. NCBI's taxonomy places the organism in Eukaryota, Metazoa, Arthropoda, Insecta, Lepidoptera, Tortricidae.